GCAAGUGCGCAGGCGCAGACAUUCUGACAGCUUUUUCCCGCGUAUGAUCUCGUGUGUACGAACAAUUCUCAGAAGUGUAAUAACAAAACAUUAGUUUAAUGCAUUUUCAGGAUGAGUUUAGUGCGCUCCAUUGUGGAACGUGAAAGAGGCUCAGAAUUCAUACGUGAUUAUGACAUCGCAUUGUAUCGUUUAAAAUGCUACCAGGAUGAUGUUUAUCGUGGUAUAACACCGAACACGAAUGCACUCGAUUUUAAUCCAGAACCACCAGUUUUCGCGUGCCGUUUUUGUACUACAGAAGGGUACGAACAAAUAAUUGCCUUAGCGAACGAGGAUGGAAAAAUUGCAAUCCAAGAUACUAACGUUAAAGGGGUGUCCAAUCAACCAUUGGAGGGAACCCAGGCACAUUGUAAUGCAAUAUUUGACGUUGCCUGGAUGCCAGGUGAAUUAAAAUUGGUGACAGCUUCCGGAGAUCAUAGUGCCAGGUUAUGGGAUAUAUCUGGCUCUGAAAUAAGACAGGUUGACUAUUUUCAUGCUCAUACAAGGAGCGUUAAAACUGCUGUGUUUCGUUAUCAAGAUCAAGCUGUAUUUGCAACAGGGGCCAGGGAUGGCUUCAUUAUGUUGUGGGACAUUAGAGCCAACCAUCAAGAGCAACGUAAACCUGACAAUUGCAUUGCUAAUGCACAUAAUAUUGUCACCAUGAGCAACAUAAGACAGCGAAGAGCAAUUAAUCAUGCAUCUAGAGCACAAAGUAUUACCGGUUUAGCAUUUCAAGAUGAUGUUACUUUAUUGUCUUGUGCAGCUGGCGAUGGAUUAAUAAAGGUGUGGGAUUUGCGUAAAAAUUAUACUGUUCACAAAAAGGAACCUAUAGCUAAGCAUACAAUGAACUAUAAUGGGCACAGUACAAGAAACGGAUUCUCAUCACUGUUAAUAUGUCCAGCCAGAAUCACAUUGUAUGCAAGCUGUAUGGAUAAUGUUAUAUAUGCAUAUAAUAUAUCAUCGUAUAAUCCCAAUCCAAUUUCAGAAUAUUACGGGCAUCAGAAUUGUACAUACUAUGUUAAGACUUGUUUGAGUGCCGAUGGACGUUACAUAGCCAGUGGUUCUAGCGAUGAACUUGCAUAUGUAUGGCGCACAAAUAAACCAGGAGCACCAGUCGUUCAACUAUCUGGACAUACAGAAGAAGUUACUUGCAUUGCAUGGUGCAACGUUGGAGAAACUAAAAUUGUAACAUGUUCUGAUGAUUCCUGCCACAGAAUCUGGAGAGUUGGCUAUGAACAUAAAAUAGAUAAUGAGGAAGUACAAAUACGUGGCCAUGCUGAAAUUGUUCAUGCUAAGAAUCCUUUAGAGAAUUUAAAAUUAGAAACAACACCAACCAUUACUCGGCGUUGGGUUGCAUCCCAGGAACAUACUCCAGGAUCUGAUACCACACCUAGUGCUACUCCUGGUCCCAGUGAUAGUCUCAACCAGACCGAAUUUAAUCAAACUCAUUACAGUCUUAGUAAUUCUGUAAAAAGAACUUACUGCCAGAUGAUGAUGGGAUCGUGGUCUGAAGGAAAAUUCAAAUCAAUUUUGUCACCAAUACACGAAAAUAAUGAAUUCAUUGCGAAACGAGCACAUUUGGAAAAUCGUGGCGCGCGAAGAUUAUUUAGUCCAUAUCAUGAUAAUAACCGAUUGUACAAGGGCUAUGAAUCUGACGAGCCAAGCACAAGUUCAUUCACUCCAGAGAGUAAGAAUGAAAUCCUCUUUUCGCCUACGUUGAAUCUUCCGAAUUUUGUGAUUGACGGCACGGCACCACAUUUACUUCAAAUGUCUCCGGAGAAGUACAAAGAAAACGUUGAUUGGUUGACGAGAAUACGAAGAGAGAAAUUCGAGCAUAGAUCCGGAAAAUCAGUGUCAGAAAAAUUAACCGGUGUUACCACAACACCUGCCAGAAGAAAUAGCAGAUCACGAUCCACGGAACCGCAAAAACAAACGAAAUUAUCUAAAAGUUCGGCUCCCUCUUUAUUAAACUUCUUUAAGGUUGCGGGUAAGGAUAGUGAAACGAAUGCGUGUUGCGAUGACGUUAACGGCGUGCCUUCUGCAAAGUCUUGAAAGCAAACUGUUUUUCCUACAUGUACUGUAUUGUAAUUGUUUUAUACUUAUAGAUCUAGAAAUUUAUUUUAUAUACCAUAGAAUUACGUCCAAAACACGGACCAAUGAAUGUGAUGAGAAUUUCAGUAAGUUUUGUGAAUCAAUGCAUCUAUAAUGAAACAGCAACAAAUUUCAUAAUA
Messenger RNA from Megalopta genalis, 2267 nucleotides. RefSeq names its product WD40 domain-containing protein denticleless (gene l(2)dtl). Gene Ontology annotation, molecular function: protein binding; protein-macromolecule adaptor activity. The record is from RefSeq and is a predicted model, not a curated record. Lineage: Eukaryota; Metazoa; Arthropoda; Insecta; Hymenoptera; Halictidae. Gene Ontology annotation, cellular component: nucleus. Gene Ontology annotation, biological process: mitotic G2 DNA damage checkpoint signaling; proteasome-mediated ubiquitin-dependent protein catabolic process.